CAAGCGAUUGUGACGCUAGAUAUCAGUCUCGCCGUAUCACAUCUCACCAUGGCUCUUAAGGUUUACGUCAUCGCUGCCCUUGUGGCUGUUGCCGUUGCUGACACUAUCCCCUACACCCCUCCACGUCCUUCCUACAUCGCUCCCGCCCCUGCUGGUCCUGCCCAAUACGAAUUUGACUGGACAGUGAACGACGCUAACUACGGCCACAAUGAAGCUCGUAGUGGUUACGACACUCAAGGAUCCUAUUACGUUCAGCUCCCCGACGGUCGUCUGCAGAGAGUUACUUAUACUGUGAACGGCGACUCCGGCUUCUUGGCUCAAGUUGAGUACGAGGGUGAGGCGCAGUACCCAGCCUACCAGCCUGCUCCCAGCUACCGGCCAACCCCUGGGUACGCGUAACCAAAUCAUGGAUUCAUUAGUGACUCGGCUUUCUCAUUCCACAGCUGUGAAUAUGCUUGAAUUAUUGCAUUAAUAAAAUAUCUUUAAAAACUCC
Molecule: messenger RNA, 493 nt
Organism: Homarus americanus (American lobster)
Lineage: Eukaryota; Metazoa; Arthropoda; Malacostraca; Decapoda; Nephropidae
Product: pro-resilin-like
Exons: 3
Coding region: 49-399 (116 amino acids)
Cellular component (GO): extracellular matrix
Source: RefSeq, a predicted model, not a curated record